CAAUCCGUUACAUAACGCAGGAGAGUAGGAUAAGCUUUCGAAAAUACAAUUGAUUGAAUUUUUUGAAAGACUGGAAAGAAAAAAUACUCCUGCUCCUUUAACGAAAUGGCAGUCAGAGAUUGACUCGUCAGUGCAACGUUCACAUUCAUCGGUUCAUCGCACAUGGUACUCGGCCGCACCCGGUGAGCUUCGCGUCCCUCCGCGCGUUCCCACCACCGCUGGCAGUAGUUCGGUAGUGGCAGGCUGAAGACGUCGAGAGAGCGAAGAUGUUAACUCGUUGCUGGUGGUGAUUCACACUGUCCGUUCGUUCCAUCCCGUCCCACCGAAAGACGCGAUCGACGAACUUGGUUUUGCUCGACUUGGAAGCAGAUGAGCGAAAUGAUGGAAGAACCAUUGAGCCAAGGCGCUUCACCUUCCAGCGAUGGCAACUUCUCAACAGUUGGCGGUGGUGAUGGGAGUGGUGGUGAUCUCAAUUCGUCCAGUACCAUAGUCAGCUUAGAUGAGAGAAUACUGGACGUCACAUCGCGACACACUUUGAACGUCCUCCGAACACCGUUGACCAAAAAGGCCAAACGCGUCCGUUUCUUCCGCAACGGUGACAAAUAUUACACCGGCGUGGUGAUGGCAGUGACGCCAGAACGAUAUCGCAGUUUCGACAGUCUCGCGUCUGAUCUGACGCGCGCCUUGGUAUCGAGCGUGACUCUGCCAAACGGCGUUCGCGCUAUUUACACGAUGGACGGUCGCAAAGUGCAGAGCGUGAGCGAUUUAGAAGACGGCAAGUGUUACGUGGUAUCUGGUCAAGGUGAGAUCUUCAAGAAAGUGGAGUACUCAUCGUCCAAAGUCAGACGCGGCAGUUCCCUGUCGGGACUGCCACAGUCCCCGGCGGCUACUGGCACUGGCAGCGGUGGCACCGCCACCACCACCGUCACCGGCAGACAGACCAGCGCGAUCCCGUUGUGCGUCAAAGCGCGCAUCGUCACGCUGAUUCGCCACGGCACCAAGCCGCGUAAGGUCCUAAGAUUGCUACUCAACAAACGCAACGCUCCUAGUCUCGAGCACGCGAUGGAGGCCAUCACGGAGGCGGUGAAGCUCGACUCCGGCGCGGUGAGGAAAGUUUAUACGCUGUCGGGUCAGCAGGUCACCUCGCUCGAGCAGUUCUUUCAGAACGACGACAUUUUUGUGGCGUACGGCCCGGAAAAAUCCGCCCAGGAGGAUUUCGAGCUAGACUUUGAGGAAACUAAAUACGUGCAGAGUUUCCGACGAUGUCUCUGGAGUUCCAAGCGUCAAAGUGGUCCGAUGCCUAGAAUGCCAAGAAAGUCCGGCAAGAAGACGCUCACCACACCGCAAGUCAGAACUCCCAGUCCAUCCUCUUCGAUACUGCCACAGCCGUUAAGGCUGCAUUACGCCGUGGGUCACAUCAUCGGCGAGGGGAACUUUGCCGUCGUUAGGCAUUGCAUUCACAAGUCUACCGGUGCAGAAUAUGCUGUAAAAAUUGUAGACAUGUACAGAUGUCAAGGCAAGGAGAUGUUGGCGAGCGAGGUAGCGAUCUUGAGACAAGUUUGCCAUCCAAACAUAAUCAGUUUGAUCGCGGAGCAGGAAACUACUAAUCAGCUGUUCUUAGUGAUGGAACUUGUAAAGGGAGGAGAUUUGUUCGAUGCGAUCGCAGCCGCGACGAAAUUCUCCGAAGCGGAGGCCAGUGUGAUGAUCAGCCAUCUGACAUCCGCUCUGGCUUAUUUACAUUCGCACCAUAUUGUGCAUCGUGACGUAAAGCCGGAAAACCUUUUAGUCGAAAUGGAUGGCAGUCAUGUCAGGUGCUUGAAAUUGGGUGAUUUCGGACUCGCGCAGGUAGUUCGAGAACCACUGUACACAGUCUGUGGUACACCGACCUACGUAGCCCCGGAAAUUCUCGCAGAAACUGGAUACGGCUUGAAGAUCGACGUGUGGGCUGCUGGAGUGAUUCUGUAUAUUCUUUUGUGCGGUUUCCCGCCGUUCGUAUCGCCAGAGAACGAACAGGAAGAAUUGUUUGAACGUAUUCUAAGCGGACAAUACGAGUUUACAUCGCCGUAUUGGGACGCGAUAUCCGACUCUGCGAAACAGCUCAUCUCAAACAUGCUGCAGGCGCAACCCGAACUUCGUUUCAGUGCCGAAGACGUGCUAGAUCAUCCGUGGCUCGCGCAGAGCUUUCUAGGAGGCGAGCAGACCCCAGCAUCAGCAGCACCCACCGGCACGGCGAAGCAACACUGGGAUCAGCAGCGUAAGCCGAUAAGGCUGGCGACCUUUGAAUUCGAUUUCAAGAAGCAGCGCGGCAACCGACAGGACUCGCCGAACACAGAAGCUGCCAGGACGAGCGCGAGAACCGAAUGGAAGUUAGUUGAUGCUCCUCCUGUCAAGCGUAUCGAGCUCCGGGAAGGAUCGCCAAAGGAGCGACGAGACUGCGACGAGAUUGAUUUUGCCAAUGGUAAUCGCAGGGAAGAGGAGGAGAAGGAAGAGCUUGGCAGCAACAACGAUGACGACGAUGAUGACGACGAUGACGACGACAACGAUAACGGUGAUUCGGCAUUCCUUCAGGAUAUGCACAGCCUUAGCCGCUCGAUGCAUGACCUAAUAAACAAUCUGAACUUGAAUCUGAACGAGGAUAAAACCUCGCGAUGUCGUUUGACAUCGCGCAGCGCCGCAUCGUCACUCAACAGCAUUCCGGAGAAUCUUAAUUCAUCGUCGUUACAAAACGAUUCGAGGCUAACAACGACCACGUGCAACUAUAACAGCAAUUCGUCGAUACAUUGCGACGAAAAGAUUGCCGAGAAUCUUCCGGCAACUCCCAGAAACUGUCGAGGCGACAAGAAGAACGGAAAUACACCAAAGGCCGCCAAGUACUUGGACAUUGAUAUUCAUUGCGAGACGCCAAAAUUGUCGUCCAAGCGCACCCUCGAUAGCAACGGAAGGAUAUGUAACCGGAGGAACCUAUUCGACAGUGACGACUUUCGCAACAGCAAUGUGUCGACCGCUGUCGUGUCGACAUCCAGCGAAAGCAGCCUGUCCCAUAGUUCGACCGGCGGUAACGACAUCGAAACCUCCGAUAGCUUCGUGAAUAUCCAGUUUGCGCGAUUGGCGCGCGGUCGAAAGUCCAGCUCGACGCAGAGUAUGGAGUCGACCGACAGCUUCGAGAACGUGAGCUUCCGCUACGUAGCCGACACUAAUGACAACGGUCGUCUCCCGGAUGAUUCUUCUCCGCAAAUCCCUUCGAAACACACGGCACAUGGUAGUCAUCGGGUGCGGAAGUCUGCUACCAAAUCUCUGCCGCAGACUCGUAUCGCCGCUCUCAACUCGACCUCGAGAUCAGUUAAGCUGGACAAUCAAGCCGAGGGGAAGACUUGCAGCAGCGGCAGUCCAAGAAUUCAAGAGACGAAUAAAUGUACGAGGAACGAGCCGGUCAAGUUGCGGUACGAGAGAUACAUCGGUAAAAAAGGUCAGGUAGACUCGAAACACACGAGCAAGAAUAAGAGAUACAGCUGCUUUUCACCGUGCACCGCCAAGAAGUCGUCGGCCGAGGAAGAAGCGGUCGGCGAUGACAAAGUAGUGACGCGCAAAUUUAAUUCUACGGACGAGCUGAGAGAAGGCACUGCCGAACGCCAGAAACCGAUGGCGACUAAAACGAAGCGGUUCAGUUUGUACUAUACACCGCAACCGUUGAGGAAAACCUAUCUCGAGACGGAUACCAGGACUGGCAGGAUCCCGUGCAAAUCGACGGCUCGUGCCAACAAGUCAAUGGAAACGAACAAGAGCAAAGACGAAGAGGCGGAGAGGAGCCGCAGGUCAGUAGCGGAUGCUUCGACGAUCGCUAGCAGAAGCAAAUCUAACCGACAGAAUGUUCACGUGCGGCCGAAUGUGGUAAACGCGAGCUUAAUCACGAGCAGGACAAAGUGAUGACACGGUCAGCAGACAAAGCUGUGCCGAACUUUAAUUGCCACUGCGGACAGAAUUAUCUAUUGGGCGAGAACGAUAGAGUCCAAAGGUGUAAUUAAGCACUUGAAACGACCGAGAAUGCAAGCCCACGCGUUCGCGCAAGUCCAAGCAUCGUGCGUUUGAAGACCUUGAAAGAUCCUCAUCAUUUUGUAUGCGCGUUGGAGAAAUGUGUUGCGUUACAUGGUUCUCAUAGAUUGCAGAUGGAAGCCCGCGUAGAUGUUAUGGUGAGCACGAAGGAAGCGAUGCUGACAUAACACAACGCAGGAGGAAGGAAAGGAAAUAUUGUGUGGUGGAAAUCUACUUGAUUCUUAAGAAACCACACCUGCAUUAAACUUAUUUAAAUUUCUUCGGAUUUUAGAUUCUCUCCAGUCCCGAUGUUUUAAAAUUAAUACGUAGAUUAUACUCAACACGCGAAACCUUUCUUUUAACUAUAUGUAUUUUCAUAGAAUUCCUGUUGCAUUUGCAACUGAAUAUCCGAGGAAGACCAAAGAUGGUUAAUCGCAGAAUGCGUUUUCAAUGGACAUGAUGGUACCAGGUUAAAAGUUGUGCGAAAAUUGUACUAUUUCAGUAUUAAUUUCCGGAGUGUUAAUCGGAAGGAUCUUUUAGCAAUUAAUACUGGUUGCAAUUCGUCCUUUUCUAGAGAGACAGAUGCUAGUUUAGAAUUAGAAUAAUAAAAGUAUAGUCGAUCGCGGUUUAGCGUUAAUUGACGUUGAUAGAACCGAAUCGUCCUAGAAUCAUGACGGCACUGUAAAGAGUAAGUUAAAUACAAGUGAUGACGAUCGAGAUUCGAACAAUCGGGCGAGCUUCGAAAUAAGAACAAAACAUGCCAAAUGCAUUUAUGUAGGUUAUUUUGUAUCGGAUGUCUACGUAAGUCUAGAUGUAGAUGAAACGCGAGUAAAUGGAAGAGUAUUCGAUCGACCCUUUCGGCUCCGUGACGCGAAACAAGUUUUAACAGAACGCGUGUUGAUGUACAAAAAAGCACAAUUCAAGAGCUUAUUCUUAAAUCAUCUCGAAUCCGUACUUGAAAAAGAAACAUAAAUUUAACAGUAUAAUAUGUGUGUGUGUGUGUGUGUGGAUUCAUUUGUAACACGUAUACUUUUAUUUCACACACAUACACACACAUAUAUAUACUUUAUAUUCCUUGUUAAGUUGGCUUAUUAAGAUGAUUUGGAAAUGAGCUCACAAAUAUUAUACGGAGGAUCUUUAGAGCUUACAGUUAUUUAUUUAUUUUGUUUCCACACAUUUUAAUACGAAAGAAAUUUGUUCCAAGUAGAAGUAGAUUUUGCAAUUUUAGACGGAAGGAUUGCUAUUUAGACUAAAAAUUUCCUCAGAUAGUAGAAUGUAGGACCGAGAGGUUUCAAAUAAUGAUUGAGAGGGUUAAAUUUGAUUUUCGAGAAGGUGCGAGCGAUUAACAAUUGGCGAUUAGCAAAUAGUAAUUAGCGAUUAGUGAUUGGAGUUUUACAAAGAACGUGAGAAUUUUCUUAACGAGAGACAAAGGGCGACAAAUCGUACAAUUCUGAGACGCCCGAGAUAAGUGUGCAGUGCAUAAUUAAAUUUGCUCAAGAAAGGGCGAGAAAACGAUUAUUUUUGUAAAGGUGCCGUUGAAUCGCGAGAUCGUACAAGCAAUAAAAGACGACGAUAGAAACUAACAAAGAAGAACACGCUCUGCGUAUGGGAAGACAGACAGAGAAAGAAAGAGAAAUGACUUAUUAAAAUUAUUUUUAUAGAUGUUUGUAAGAUGAAGACAAGAACCGAGCGUCAACUCUGUCAAGUCAAGGGGAAUGCAAUCGUAUUGGUGCAAUUAAAAUUUUUAGUGAGAUACAUACGAUAUAUCAAUUAUAGAAGUGCAUAGUGAUUUAUUUAAUUAAGAACCUUUUCCAUUUUUUAAUUUUCUUCAAACCAAGGAAUAAUGAUCAACAUAACAGAUGUGCAAGAAAGCUAUAUUUAUUGAAAUAUUUUUAUCUCAACAUCGUGCUCAUAAUUUCUUACAUUUAAGUUUUAACUCUUCAACGUUUUCUAUCCAAGCUCCAUCCAGAGAAAGGAAAAUUUAUAUAAUAUAUACAAAUACACAUAUAAUAUAAGAUUUGUAGAAAGUUAAAUAUCAUAAAUAACAGAGAAGAUUUUGAGUUAAAAAUUUGGCUAAUUGAAAAUAAAAAAAUUCGAUUCUCUUGACUCGACUUUAUCAAUACAGAAAAUUGUGAGACACGUCGCGCCCUUUGUUGCUCGGUCGUCGCUAAUUUAUGGCCAAUCCUGCAGCAGUUUUCCGACAAUUUCUGUAACGCGGUCGUAUGCGAUGUAUAUCGACAAAUUGUGUACAUAAUCGUAACGACAUAGGAUUCGAUUACUCAUAAAACGAUAAAAAUAGCAGUGUUACUGUGAUUUUUUCGCUCGUACGUUCGUUUAUGCGCUCGCGUUUGCCGCGGGAUUCCGAUUUUUAGGAUUUAUUUUUAGAAUUUAUACCAAUGCUAGUAAGUACUUUCUGUUCUUGUUCUGUUGUUUUAAUAUAUCCUUAAUAUCAUAACAAAGUAUACCGAUUCGCGCGACUACGAUAGGUUUCAAACGUGAUUCACGCCAAAUAUUGAAAUGCAUUAACUAGAUAUUUAUAUUAUAUCAUCUAUAUUAUAUUAUACAAGUAUAAAUAUAUAGAUAUAGUAUUCGCGCAUGUGAAAGCAAACGUUACAUAGAUAAGGCAAUUUUAUUCUGUCUCUGUAAAUUAGUUGUAUCUGUUUCUCGGUUUUGCAAAUCGCGAGAAUGAAUUAAAAGGCAAAUGCCACUUAUGCCACACGUUUUAGCAAUGUUAAUCUCGUCAGAUUAUUUACUUCUAAGAAAAUUUACUUCUAAUCAAAUCUGUACAAAUCUCAAAUUGAUUGAUUGAUUUUCGUGAUUCUCGCGAAGCCACUUGCAAAAUAUAUUUUUCACUAUCUAUCACAAUAUUGACUAUAUAUAAUCACGAUUUUAUAUAUAAAAUUGAUCGUAUUAUUUCUAAUGCGUAAAACGUAUUUGGUGAACGCAUAAAAAAUAUAUAAUUGUCUUUUUUCCCCUCGUGUUUGUAAAAUUAUUUGCUAUAUACAAUUUACGGUAGAAAGUUCGUGUUUGAAUUAUUUGAGAUUUUGAUUGACUGGAUUAGUCGACAUGAAGUAUUUUUGCCAGCAGUGAUAUAAAGAAGAGAUCGAUAAAUUAUACACGCGUGUUAAUCGUGCACAAUCGAUCGUAUCAAUACGCGCAAUGCUCGAGAGAGCAUAAGAGUUUCUACUUUAUUACCUUACAUUUACGAUUAUUAAAUGAUGACCACACGUCGUCAUAAGAGAAGCACCCGCAAAUAUUUAUAUUUAAUGUACUGCCACACGAAGCUUAUUAUUAUAAUUAUAUUGGAAAAUAUAAUUGCUAAAUUUCAAAUCCAA
Messenger RNA from Odontomachus brunneus, 7364 nucleotides. RefSeq names its product serine/threonine-protein kinase DCLK1. Gene Ontology annotation, biological process: intracellular signal transduction; protein phosphorylation. Bases 370 to 3924 code for a protein of 1184 amino acids. Lineage: Eukaryota; Metazoa; Arthropoda; Insecta; Hymenoptera; Formicidae. The transcript is spliced from 6 exons. Gene Ontology annotation, molecular function: protein kinase activity; ATP binding. The record is from RefSeq and is a predicted model, not a curated record.